Argiope bruennichi is the source of this 693-nucleotide messenger RNA. Its product is annotated as zinc finger protein 239-like. Gene Ontology annotation, cellular component: transcription regulator complex; PcG protein complex. Lineage: Eukaryota; Metazoa; Arthropoda; Arachnida; Araneae; Araneidae. Gene Ontology annotation, molecular function: DNA-binding transcription factor activity, RNA polymerase II-specific; RNA polymerase II cis-regulatory region sequence-specific DNA binding. Bases 1 to 693 code for a protein of 230 amino acids. The transcript has a single exon. Gene Ontology annotation, biological process: regulation of transcription by RNA polymerase II. The record is from RefSeq and is a predicted model, not a curated record.
AUGGAAGCGAAAAGAAAAUCUUAUGACUGUGAUGUAUGUGGUAAAGUCUUCACUAAAAAUGCCAUUUUAAAAAGACAUUUACGUAUUCAUACCAAAGAAAAACCUUUUGCUUGUGAUAUUUGCGGUCGAACGUUCACUGAGAGUAGCAGUUUAAAAACACAUUUAUCUGUUCAUACGAAUGAAAAGCCUUUUACUUGUGAAAUCUGCGGCAAAACGUAUAAGCUAAAAUAUACUUUAAGCAUUCAUUUUCGUAUUCAUAUCAAAGAAAAGCCUUUCGUUUGUGAAGUCUGUGGUAAUACGUUCACUAGAAAGGGCAGUUUAAAAAUACAUUUACGUACUCAUACGAAUGAAAAACCUUAUAAAUGUGAAAUCUGCGGUAAAUCGUUCGUUAUCAGUAGCCCGUUAAAAAGACAUUUACGUAUUCAUACGAAAGAAAUGCCUUUUAGUUGUGAUAUCUGUGGUAAAGCUUUCAAAGAAAAUAGAAAAUUAAAAAUACAUUUACGUAUUCAUACGAAUGAAAAACCUUAUAGUUGCGAGAUCUGUGGUAAAGCGUUCCCUGAAUUUGCCAGUUUAAAAAUUCAUUUACGUAUCCAUACGAAUGAAAAACCUUUUGCUUGUGAAAUCUGCAGCAAAACGUUCACUCAAAGUGGUCACCUGAAAACUCAUUCACGUAUUCAUACGAAAGAAAAGUAG